GUAACUUGGAGAGUGGAUCCCAAGGAUGCAGAGACGUAGAAUGAUAUAGUAAAUACUUCCUUUAUUUAGGUGGAAGUGGAACGUAGCCAAAGAAAACAAAAAGCGAUGGUGGAAAAUACAAAACACACCAUGAAUAAAAUAACUAUAUCAAACAAUCCAAAUUUGAACAGAAAACGCUAGACGAAGCUAGGAUAUAAAAUAAGCAAACCUGAGAGGAGCACAAAAACAGACUUGAAAGACUGUAGGUUUGUAGGAUGCCAAGACACGUGUGAGUGUACUUGCAGUGGAUACAAAGUUCCGGCCCUGACAGGCCGUCAGCACCCAGACUAAAUAGCCCACCUAAUCAGCUUUCAGGUGUGCACGAUUGCCCAGCGUCAGCUGCACUCCAGACUGUGGGCGAGAGUGAGAGUAAAACAUGAUGUGCAAAACAACACAGAAAAACAUGAAAAAUACAGUUUACCACAGUACCCCUCCCCUCAACGGACGCCACCUGGCGGCCUACCUGGCUUGUCUGGAAAUCGAAUAUAAAAAUCCUUAAUCAAAUCUUUAUCUAAAAUAAGAGACUUUGAAACCCAUGACCGUUCCUCUGGACCGUACCCCUCCCAGUCUACCAGGUAUUGGAAACCUCUACCUCUUCUUUUCACAUCCAAGAUUGUGUUAACUGUGAAAGCUGGGUGACCCUCGAUCAACCUGGGUGGAGGGGGUGGUACCUCGGGAGGACUGAGCGGGCUGGAUGAGACAGGCUUGAUGCGGGAAACGUGAAACACUGGAUGGCACUUGAGAGACCUUGGGAGGCGGAGCUUGACUGCAACACGGUUAAUAAUCUUGACGAUUUGAUAUGGUCCAACGAACCUGGGAGCCAGUUUCCUAGAGUCGGUGGCAAGUGGUAAGUCCCGAGAUGAUAGCCAGACCUCCUGUCCCAGCUGGUAGUUUGGGGCUGGAGUGCGAUGUCGGUUGGCUAAAAGUUGGUUCCUGGCUGAUGUCUUCUGUAGUGCUGCCCUGGUGUUGCGCCAAGCCUGGUGAGCUCGACGCAGGUGUGCCGUAACGGAUGGAACGUCGGCCUUAGACUGGUUAGAAGGAAAAAGAGGUGGUUGGAAACCGUAGGUGACGUGAAAUGGCGACAAGCCUGUGGCAGAACUGAUGAGGGAAUUGUGAGCGUAUUCGAUCCAUGGAAGGGUCUCAGACCAAGUUGAGGGUUGUUGAUGACAAGUACACCGAAUUGCCGCCUCCAGGUCUUGGUUGGUCCGUUCAGUCUGACCAUUGCUCUGUGGGUGGUAGCCGGAGGAUAGGCUAGGAGAGGCCCCCAGUGAUUCGCAGAAUGCCUUCCAGACGGCCGAGGAAAACUGUGGCCCUCUGUCAGAUACCACAUCAGAGGGGAUGCCGUGCAGCCGGAAAGCAUGAAGUACUAAUAGUUGGGCUGUUUCGAGGGCUGAGGGUAGUUUGGGGAGACCCACAAAAUGGGCCAUCUUUGAGAACCGGUCCACAAUGGUCAAAAUGGUGUCGUUACCUUCAGAGGGAGGCAGUCCUGUGACAAAGUCCACAGCAAUGUGAGACCAUGGGCGGGAAGGGAUGGGUAAUGGAUGUAAUAGACCUGCCGGGGCCUGGUGGGAUGCUUUGUUCCGGGCGCAGAUCCGACAUGCUGCCACAAAAGCCUUAGUGUCCGCCAAAAUGGAUGGCCACCAAAAGCGCUGGGAGAGGACGAAGCCAGUGCGACGAAUACCUGGGUGGCAAGCAAUCUUGGACCCAUGUGCCCAAUCCAGAACGCUGGGGCGGAGCCGAGGAACCACAAAUAGCCGACCUUGUGGACAGCUCCGAGGUGAUGUGUCCGACCUUAGGGCCUCUAGGACUUGCUGCUCGAUGUUCCACUGAAGUCCCCCGAUGAUGUGUCUUUGUGGGAUGAUAGGUUGAGGUGAGGAGUUCUCAGAUGACGAAGAGUAUAGACGGGACAAGGCGUCAGGUUUCCCAUUCUGAGAACCAGGUCGGAAAGUGAUGACAAAAUUAAAACGGUUCAGGAAUAGCGACCACCUGGCUUGGCGUGGGUUCAGUCUUUGUGCGGUCCUUAAGUAGGCCAAGUUCUUGUGGUCCGUGUAGAUCAUGAAUGGAAGCUCCGCCCCCUCCAGCCAGUGUCUCCACUCUUGAAGAGCCAGGAUGACUGCCAGAAGCUCCCUGUUGCCAAUGUCAUAGUUCCUCUCAGCAGGGGAUAGGCGACGAGAAAAGAAAGCACAGGGAUGCAACUUCUGGUCGAGGACGGAUUGCUGGGAGAGUACGGCCCCUACACCUGAAUCAGAAGCGUCUACUUCAACAAAAAACUGGAGAGAACGGUCAGGGUAACAGAGAACAGGAGCCGAGGUAAACAAUCCCUUUAACCUCAAGAACGCGGAAUUGGCUUCGGGUGUCCACUCAAAUGGGACCUUAGUAGACGUAAGCCUCGUAAGUGGGUCCGCGACGCGACUAAAGUUUCGAAUAAAUCGCCGAUAAAAAUUUGAAAAUCCUAAAAAUCUCUGAAGAUGCUUCCUGGACACCGGAAUGGGCCAGUCUACAACUGCACUUAUUUUAGAGGGAUCAGGUUUGAGUCUACCCUCCUCAAUGAUAAACCCUAGGAAGGGAAUGGAGGAAGAGUGGAACUCGCAUUUUUCCGCUUUGACGAACAAUUUAUUCUCAAGUAAUCUUUGAAGAACCAACCGCACCUGCUGCACAUGUUCGUCAAAAGUAGAUGAAUAAAUUAAUAUAUCGUCCAGGUAAACGAAAAGAAACUGACCUGUCAUGUCCCGAAAAAUGUCAUUAAUAAGACCCUGAAACACGCCGGGAGCAUUAGUGAGUCCAAAAGGCAUGACAAGAUACUCAAAAUGUCCGAGUGGAGUGUUGAAUGCGGUCUUCCAUUCAUCCCCCUCUCGGAUGCGAACGAGAUGGUAAGCGUUACGGAGAUCGAGUUUAGUAAAAAAUCUAGCAGUCUGUAAGGGAGUAAAAGCCGAAUCAAGAAGUGGAAGAGGGUAUUUAUUCUUGAUUGUAAUCUGAUUAAGGGCGCGGUAGUCAAUACACGGCCGUAGGGACUUAUCCUUCUUUUCGACAAAGAAAAACCCUGCGGCAACAGGUGAGGUCGAAGGACGAAUGAGACCCGCGGCAAUAGACGUAUUGAUGUACUCCUCCAACGCUUUACGUUCAGUGUUUGAUACUUGGUAUAAGCGGGUUGAUGGUAACGCCGCACCGGCUAGCAAAUCGAUGCCACAAUCGUAUGGUCGGUGGGGAGGAAGUGAAAAUGCACUAUCCUUGCUAAACACCGCUCUCAAGUCAUGAUAGUUCUUAGGCACGUUUGUCAGGUCUAUGUUCUCUAUGAUAGCGAUAGGUGGCGGUGUGUGAGAACCUGUGGCAGAACGGAGGCAAUGUGUGUGGCAAGUAACACUCCAAUUAAUAAUAGCAGCACGAGACCAGUCUAUGUGCGGAUUGUGUUUCUGUAGCCAGGUUAUUCCCAAAAUGACGGGCGCGGACCGUGAAGGCAUAAUAUAAAAAAUUAUUUUUUCACUAUGAUUACCAGACAAGUGCAAGUUGAGUGGGUGGGUCUGGUGGGUAAUACUGGCUAACAGGCGCCCAUCGAGAGAAUACACCUCUUUGGGUUCAUGCAAUUUUAUAACAGGAAUCAAAUGACGUUUCAUAAAUUCAAAGUCCAAAAAAUUGUCAUCUGCCCCAGAGUCAAUAAGAGCAGAAAUGUCUAUUUGUUGGUUAGACCAAUACAAAGUACCUUUUAGUUGCAUUCUGCCUGCGGCCAAUGGAGGAGAACGGCGACCUCUGGUGGACGUUUCAUCGGGUGAUUGCGUGCGCAAUCGUGGCCGUGUGGUAGGAUGAGGUAGUACCUUGCAGCGGGAGAUUUGAUGACCAGGAUCCCCGCAGUAUAGGCAGAGAUGAAGCCGAAGACGGCGCUCCCUUUCGGCGGUGGAGAGUCGGCGACCACCCAAUUGCAUCGGUUCGUCUCUCUGCCACGGGGGAAAGGUGUCUUCGGGGAUGAAUUGCUCCGUCUUGUAGACGUUUGGUCUGGCAGGCGCUGAGUGGCUGUUAGGCAGGGCUUGUCUCCCUCGUCGGUCCCUUCUCUCUUCCCGUAGGCGGAAGUCGAUCUGCACAGCCAGCUCGAUGAGUGAGUCCAAGUCCGUCGGCAGUGACAUCGGGAUUAAUAAAUGCCGAAUUUCGUCCGCAAGCCCCAUGAAGAAAGCGUCUAACAGCGCCGAAGGACCCCAGUCACAAUCGGCGGCCAAGGUUCGGAACUCGAUCGCGUACUCCGCGACCCGUCGUGACCCCUGCUGCAGCCGGAAGAGGGAUCUCGCUGCUUCUCUGCCUGGGAGCCGUUGUUGGAAGAUUUGUUUCAAAGUUUUGGAGAAGCUUGCAUAUGAGGAAAUGGUGGUGGUCUGACGGUUCCACUCAGCAGUAGCCCAGGUGCCUGCCCGGCCAGACAGAAAAAAAAGAAAGAAAAGAACAACGUUGCAUUGAGUUGAUGCAACAAAAAAGAAAAAAAAAAAAAAAAAAGGACGCACCUCCAUGUUACUUUGGAUAAGGACGCCGGGCAAGGACACCGCACUACACCGCUGAUGCUGAUGCUGAUCCGGGCGGGAUAGGACCCACUGACCGGUCUCUCUCUCUUUUUUUUUUUUUUUUUUUUUUAGAUCUGCACACCUUUGUCACGCAUCUGGAUGCUUUUUGUCCUUGCUUUUUUUUUUUUUUUGGAACAAGGGUGACUCACUGCGUGCAAAAGGCGAGCCUCUGCAUCCUAAUCACACAGCAGCUCAUUGACAUUACAGUCAGACUUUUCUGGAGCCCUUUUUUAUUUAUUUAUUUAUUUAUUUAUUUCCACUGCUGCUGCAUUGUAGCCUGCAAAGAAGAAAAAGGGCAAAAGGAUACACAUUCCCUCCUUUUGGAACUAUAUCUGGACUAAAAUCCACUUCAUUUAGGUGGUGUCAAUUUGCAUUCGCCAUGACUAUUCCGUUCGGAGAGUGGAUCAUGAUUAUUGCUCAGAUGACUCUGAGUGCGGCGUUGAAUUUAAAUUAGGUGUUCGGCGACCACAGAUUGCCGGGAGAGGCGGAGGAGGAGUGCAACAGAUAAAACACAAUCCGCCGAGGCGAAUGCCGAGACCUCGCGUGAUGACCAGGACUCUUUUUUGGAAGUGAUAACACGGAGCUGUAGCGGGGGACAAAAAAAUAUAUAUCAACAGGUCAACGCAGCUUGAAGCCACUUCCAGAGAGUGGGGAUGUAUCUUUCUGUUUUUUUUUUCCUCCUCUUGUGGGCUCGAGCCCUGACGCUGAAGAACUUGAAUUACUCCGUCCCCGAGGAGCAAGGACCGGGGACGGUGAUCGGAAACAUCGCCAAAGAUGCCCGACUCGGCCUGGAGCAGACCGGGCAGGGCGGGCAGGGGAAGAAAGCCAACUUCAGGGUGCUGGAGAACUCGGCGCCGCAUCUCAUCGACGUGGACCCCCAGAGUGGACUGCUCUAUACAAAACAGCGCAUUGACCGAGAGACUUUGUGUAAAAGAAACCCCAAGUGCCAGCUCUCCAUGGAGGUGUUUGCGAACGACAAGGAGAUCUGCAUGAUUAAAAUAGACAUCCAAGACAUAAAUGACAACUCCCCGAGUUUCCCCUCUGACCAGAUCGACAUUGACAUAUCUGAAAAUGCAGUCCCGGGGACACGUUUCCCCCUGACCAGCGCUCAUGAUCCAGAUGCAGGGGAAAAUGGUCUGAAAACCUAUCAGAUAACACGCGAUGACUACAAUCUCUUUUCCUUGGAGGUAAAAUCCCGCGGGGAUGGAACUAAGUUCCCAGAAUUGAUCAUCCAAAGGCCACUAGACCGGGAAGAAAGAAACCAUCACACCCUUAUUUUGUCAGCAACUGAUGGCGGGGAAUAUUCAAGGUCUGGCACCAUGCAGAUAAACGUUAAAGUUAUCGAUUCAAAUGACAACAGCCCGGUGUUUGACCAGCCCUCGUAUGUUGUUGAAAUUCCUGAAAACUCCCCUCCCGGUAAAGUCUUGAUAGAUUUAAACGCCACCGACCCUGACGAGGGCAACAAUGGACAGGUGGUCUAUUCUUUCAGUGGCUAUGCCCCAGAGAGAAUCCGGGAGCUGUUCUCCAUAGAUUCUAGAACAGGGGUCAUCAAGAUUCAGGGCGAAAUUGACUACGAAGAGAGCCCUGUUAUUGAGAUCGACGUACAGGCAAAGGACCUCGGCCCCAAUCCCAUCCCGGGCCAUUGUAAAGUCACCGUUAAAGUGCUUGACAGGAACGAUAACUGGCCCUCUAUUGGCUUUGUGUCGGUACGACAGGGAGCCAUCAGCGAGGCGGCACCUUCAGGCACUGUUAUUGCUCUGGUCCGGGUCACGGACAAGGACUCAGGCAGGAACGGCCAGCUUCAAUGCAGAGUGCUGGGUAACGUCCCCUUUAAACUAGAAGAGAAUUACGAUAACUUCUACACCGUCGUGACGGAAAGACCGUUGGACAGAGAGGCGCAAGACGAGUACAACGUCACCAUUGUGGCAAAGGACAACGGCAUUCCACCUCUGAACUCCACAAAAUCUUUCACCGUAAAGAUUUUGGAUGAGAACGACAACGUCCCGCGCUUUACUAAGUCGGUUUACCUACUGCAGAUACCGGAGAACAACAUACCGGGAGAGUUCCUGGGUUCAGUGCUUGCUCAUGACCCGGAUCUCGGACAAAACGGCACGGUGUACUACAGCAUUAUUAACUCCAACGUGAGCGGGGGUGAUGUCAACACCUACGUAAACGUGAACGCCGCCAACGGAGCCAUAUAUGCAGUCAGAUCGUUCAACUAUGAGCAGAUCAAAUACUUUGACUUCAAAGUACUCGCUCGGGACGCAGGAUCGCCCCACCUGGAGAGCAACACAACGGUGCGCAUCAGUAUUCUGGACGUAAACGAUAACAUCCCUGUCAUCGUUCUCCCGCUUCUACAAAACGACACCGCUGAAAUCCACGUGCCGCGGAACGUCGGGGUGGGCUACAUUGUCACCACGGUGAGGGCAGUGGACAAUGACUACGGCGAAAGCGGGAGACUCACAUACGAGAUCUCGGACGGGAACGAGGAGCACCUUUUCGAGAUGGAUCCAGCGACCGGUGAGGUGCGAACAGCCCACCCUUUCUGGGAGAACGCCAGUCCCGCCGUGGAGCUGAUCAUCCGCGUGUCGGACCACGGCAAGCCCACCCUCACCACCGCGGCGAGGCUCAUCAUCAAGGCCUCCAACGGACAUCCCGCUGACGGACUGCUGCAUGUCGACAACCAUCAGAAGUGGGACAUGUCCCUGCCUCUCAUCGUGACUCUGAGCAUCAUCUCAAUCAUGCUUCUGGCUGCCAUGGUCACCAUAGCCGUCAAGUGCAAACGGGAAAACAAGGAGAUACGGACCUAUAACUGUCGAAUCGCAGAAUACUCACAUCCUCAGCUGGGGAAAGGAAAGAAAAAGAAGCUUAACAAGAACGACAUCAUGCUGGUGCAGAGCGAGGUGGAGGAGCGGGAUGCCAUGAAUGUGAUGAAUGUGGUAAGCAGUCCUUCCUUGGCCACCUCUCCCAUGUACUUUGACUACCAGACACGCCUGCCACUCAGCUCACCGAGAUCAGAAGUCAUGUACCUUAAGCCCACUACCAAUAACCUCAGCGUGCCCCAAGGCCACGUGGGAUGCCACACCAGCUUCACAGGCCCAGUCACCAGCACUACAGACACACCUACUAACCGCAUGUCCAUCAUACAGACGGACAGUUUCCCCGCUGAGCCUAAUUACAUGGGAAGCAGACAGCAGUUUGUUCAAAGCAGUUCGACGUUCAAAGACCCGGAGCGAGCGAGCCUGAGAGAUAGCGGCCACGGCGACAGCGACCAGGCCGACAGCGACCAGGACACCAACAAAGGCUCCUGUUGCGACAUGUCGGCCAAGGAAGCUCUCAAGCUCAAGGCUUCGGGCGUUCGACCGCCCCCUCUGGAGCAAGACGAAGACUGUUUGAAUUGCACGGAGGAGUGUCGAGUUCUGGGUCAUUCCGACCGCUGCUGGAUGCCCCAAUUCCCAGCUGGAGGACACCAGGCAGAGGGCGUUGAUUACCGCAACAAUAUGUUCGUGCCAGCAGGGAUCGAGAGCGUGCCUGAGACGGAGACUUACGAGACGGUCAAUCCCAACGGCAAGAAAACUUUCUGCACGUUCGGCAAGGAGCGCCGUGAUCACACGAUCCUCAUAGCCAACGUCAAGCCCUACUUAAAGGCGAAACGGGCCCUCAGCCCCUUGCUCCAAGAGGUUCCCUCGGCAUCAGGCAGUCCGGUCAAGGGCUGCUCGACCACGUCUCCUUGCUCCUCGCUUAAGAGUCCAGCCGACGGGGCCGAAGGCAAGCCUCCUCCGGCCACCUGCUCCGGCUUUUACGGACCGCCGGACGGUCAGUACCUGUCGCCCACCAAACAAAGCAGGGAGCACGGGGUCUACCCGCCUUUGCCUCCGUCGGACCCGGUGGCCAAGGUGCUGGCCGAGGCACGCUCCAGAAUCAGCCAAGAGACCAGAGGAGAAAUGGAGUGCGUGCUGGAGCAGGCGGAACCCGACGCCGGCUGCGACGGGAUGGAUGCCGACCAGGUGGUGAGAGACAUCGACAAACUCUUGCAGGACUGCAGAGGCGGAGACUCCACCGGCACACUCAGGAAGUAGAGGACUGGGCGUGGACGCCAAAACCGUCACCAAAAGUAAUACAACCAUUGGUUUUCUUUUCGGAACUGAACGGUUCCGAGGCCGACGACGAGAACAAUAAUGCCGACUCUUUUUUGGCAGCGAGGCCAAGAUCAACAAGCCUGAUCCUGCUGAAUUUAUAACAGUUCGUGUUUUCUUUGCGGGGAAUUUUCAACCGGAAAACUGGCGAGCUAACGAUCUAAGUGCCCACCACCAGCUCAUGAGUUUGUUUUGUCCCUGGUCUCUCGUGAAAUCCUGUGACGGCCAUGGAUCGACCACUCCGGACGGACUUUCUAUGACAAUCUCUGUCUCGGACGGUCAAACGGAAUCUCUUCGGACAGAAACGAGCUGGUUACGCAGAAAAAAAAUAAAAAUAAACAACCGUUCACGUAUAUGUGGAAAACGUGUGAGAACUGGAGGGAAUUGGUAAUCAGGGCUUUGAGGGAAGGGGGUUAUUUUUUUGGGACCGCUCGGUAACGAAGGGGGACUGAUUUCAUGUUUUUUCACCCGUCCUUUGUAGCCACACUUGUACGCCGUGUCCGUCUCACGCUUCCACUCAAACAUUCAUGAUGCGGAGCGGCGCUGGCCGCACGCACAUCCACCUCGACACGACACGCCAACGCACUGGCAAGCACUGAUGACCUCUGCACACACACACACACACACACACACACACACACACUACCGGCCAUCUGUGUAAUUGUCGUGUACAUUGUACAUCCUCAGCUUUCCGUCUCUUGUGUACAGUGAAUUUCCAUGUGUGUGGUAAGGCCUUAAGGCAAUCACCAGUUGUAUAAAAAGGGACAUUUUUUUCCUCUCAACUGUGAAAAAAAAAUAUAUAUAUAUAUCUAUAUAAUUAUAUAGAUGCCUCUAUGUAAGAAUCCAUGUAUAGUGUCCAAAUAUUAACACAAAUAUUUAUACAUUUUUUUUUUGUAUUAAAAAGAAAAAAAAGAAUAAAAUAGCAUUAAAAUAAUGAAUCUCAGUAAAAAAAAAAAAAAAAAAAAAAA
Molecule: messenger RNA, 9681 nt
Organism: Nerophis ophidion (straightnose pipefish)
Lineage: Eukaryota; Metazoa; Chordata; Actinopteri; Syngnathiformes; Syngnathidae
Product: protocadherin-17-like
Exons: 6
Coding region: 5231-8656 (1141 amino acids)
Biological process (GO): homophilic cell-cell adhesion
Cellular component (GO): plasma membrane
Molecular function (GO): calcium ion binding
Source: RefSeq, a predicted model, not a curated record